This is a messenger RNA of Brachypodium distachyon (stiff brome), 1748 nucleotides long. RefSeq names its product guanosine nucleotide diphosphate dissociation inhibitor 2. Gene Ontology annotation, cellular component: cytoplasm. The record is from RefSeq and is a predicted model, not a curated record. Gene Ontology annotation, biological process: vesicle-mediated transport; protein transport; small GTPase-mediated signal transduction. NCBI's taxonomy places the organism in Eukaryota, Viridiplantae, Streptophyta, Magnoliopsida, Poales, Poaceae. The transcript has 13 exons. Gene Ontology annotation, molecular function: Rab GDP-dissociation inhibitor activity. The coding region runs from base 184 to 1524 and encodes 446 amino acids.
GAGCGAGUCAAGCGGGAUGCAUAUGUGUCCUUCCUCUCUUGCGCGUUCCUUCCUCUCACCUCUCUUGGUGGCGAGCGAGGCUCGAGGCGUCGGAGAUCGCACAUCACACUUGUCUCUCUCUCUCUCCUCUCACCCUCUCCUCUCAAUCGGGAGCCAGCAGCAGGCCGACGCUCGACGCCCGCCAUGGAUGUGGAGUACGACGUGAUCGUGCUGGGGACGGGGCUCAAGGAGUGCAUCCUCAGCGGCCUCCUCUCCGUCGACCGCCUCAAGGUGCUGCACAUGGACAGGAAUGACUAUUAUGGUGGAGACUCCACAUCGCUCAAUCUCAACCAGCUCUGGAAAAGGUUCAAGGGAGAAGGCACACCCCCUGCGCAUAUAGGAGCCAGCAGAGACUACAAUGUAGACAUGGUCCCAAAGUUUAUGAUGGCAAAUGGUGCUUUGGUCCGUGUACUCAUUCAUACUGGGGUCACCAAGUAUUUGUCCUUUAAAGCUGUGGAUGGAAGCUAUGUUUUCAACAAGGGAAAGAUCCACAAGGUUCCCUCUACUGAUAUGGAAGCUCUUAAGUCUCCUUUGAUGGGUUUGUUUGAGAAGCGAAGAGCAGGGAAAUUCUUCCUUUAUGUCCAAGAUUACAAGGAAAAUGACCCAAGUACCCACAAGGGGUUGGACCUUACAAAAAUGACCAGUAAAGAACUUAUCUCAAAAUAUGGUUUGGAUGAUAAUACGAUAGACUUCAUUGGGCAUGCAGUCGCUCUUCAUAAAGAUGAUAGCUACUUGUCAGAACCUGCAAUUGAAAUUGUGAAGAGGAUGAAGCUUUAUGCAGAAUCAGUGGCUCGUUUUCAAGGAGGAUCACCAUAUAUUUAUCCCCUCUAUGGUUUAGGGGAGCUGCCACAGGGAUUUGCACGGCUUAGUGCUGUCUAUGGUGGGACUUACAUGUUGAAUAAGCCAGAGUGCAAGGUCGAAUUUGAUGAUGAAGGGAAAGUUUGUGGUGUUACAUCAGAAGGGGAGACUGCAAAAUGCAGGAAGGUUGUCUGUGAUCCAUCUUACGUACCUGAGAAGGUUAAAAAGGUUGGAAAAGUUUUUCGGGCAAUCGCUAUCAUGAGUCAUCCAAUCCCAAAUACUGCUGAAUCUCACUCAGUACAAAUCAUAAUACCACAAAAGCAACUAGGCCGCAAAUCAGACAUGUAUGUUUUCUGUUGUUCAUACUCUCACAAUGUGGCAUCAAAGGGAAAGUUCAUUGCAUUUGUGUCAGCACAAGCAGAGAGUGACAAUCCAGAGGCAGAACUGAAGCCAGGGAUUGAUCUUCUUGGGCCAGUGGAUGAAUUAUUUAUAGACAUAUACGACAGAUCUGAACCAGCUAAUGACCCGUCUUCGGACAAUUGUUUCAUCUCAACAAGUUAUGAUGCCACGACACACUUUGAGUCCACUGUGAUGGAUGUUCUUUCCCUGUAUACGAAGAUCACCGGGAAGACGGUUGAUCUCAGCGUGGAUCUAAGUGCUGCAAGUGCGGCCGAAGAUGAUUUUUGAGCUCCAAUAUUAAUGGGGCUGCUAUAUAUAUGGUGCAUUUCGGAGAUUUAUGCUUUGUUUUGCAGUUCUUAUUAGGUUUUAUCUUUGCGCUCCUUCCUUUAAACUGUGACAGCUGAGCUUUAAUCGAUAAGGUUGUAUAAUGUAUAUUCAAGUUCCUAACAAUUUUAUUCGGAGGUUGAUAAAGCAGUCCAGGAAUUCAAAAAUAAAAACAUAGAACUUCACUA